Messenger RNA from Umbelopsis ramanniana AG, 1974 nucleotides. RefSeq lists its product as uncharacterized. The record is from RefSeq and is a predicted model, not a curated record. The coding region runs from base 101 to 1579 and encodes 492 amino acids. Gene Ontology annotation, cellular component: membrane. The transcript is spliced from 2 exons. Gene Ontology annotation, molecular function: carbohydrate:proton symporter activity. Gene Ontology annotation, biological process: carbohydrate transport; transmembrane transport. NCBI's taxonomy places the organism in Eukaryota, Fungi, Mucoromycota, Umbelopsidomycetes, Umbelopsidales, Umbelopsidaceae.
CUCGAGGUAGUUCGCCCUUUUUUCCACCUACUUUCUUUUUUUAUUUUAUUUUAUUUUACUCUUCACUUGAUUACACUCUCCCUCUCACAACAACACUAUCAUGUCUAACGGUCUCGUGUAUGCCGUGACCAGUUUUGCCGCCAUUGGUGGUUUCUGUUUUGGCUAUGACACCGGUGUCAUCUCCGGUGUAUUGUCGAUGGAGAAUUUUGUUGGUUACAUGACAGAAGGACAGACAGCAUUCACCUCGUUGCAGUCCUCCACCAUCGUUUCUACCUUGCUUGCAGGUUGUUUCGUGGGUGCUUUACUUUCCGGUCCCUUCUCCGAACGUAUUGGUCGAAAGCGUACCAUUUUGGUCGGAUGUAUUAUCUUCGUUAUUGGCGCCAUCGUUCAAACCGCUUCAAUUGGGUAUACCAUGAUUUGCGUCGGUCGUCCCUUUGCGGGUGUAGGCAUCGGUAUGCUUUCCAUGGUCGUCCCUCUUUACCAAUCCGAAUUGGCUCCCAAGUCUAUCCGUGGUCGUCUCAUUUCCCUACAACAAUUCGCUAUCACCAUCGGUAUCAUGGUGUCAUUCUGGAUCAACUAUGCCACCAACGUCCAUCUCACCGGUACAGCCACUUGGAGAGUCCCAUUGGGUCUCCAAUGUGUGCCUGCUAUCAUUCUUGGUUUCGGUACCAUGUUCCUUCCUUACUCUCCUCGUUGGUUGCUUCAACAAGGCCGUGAACAGGAAGCCCUUCAGGUGCUUGCUAAGCUCCACGGUAACGGUGAUCGCAACCACCCCUAUGUCAUUGAAGAAUAUCAUGAAAUCUGCGAACAAAUUGCUCUUGAAAAGGCCAUCCAGAUCCAUUCCUAUGGCGAACUUCUUCGGGGUACCAUUCGCCGACGUGUCUUCCUUGGUGUGUUGAUUCAGAUUUUCCAACAAUUGACCGGUAUCAACGCCAUCAUGUACUAUGCUCCUUUGAUUUUCGAAGCCUCUGGUAUCAGUGGCAGCAACUCUCAACUUUUGGCCACUGGUAUCAAUGGUGUUGUCAACGUUCUUGCUACCAUUCCCGCUAUCCUUUGGGUCGAUCGAUGGGGUCGUCGCUGGACCUUGAUCUCUGGAGCCAUUGUCAUGGGUUUUUCUAUGCUGAUCGCCGGCAUUGUCCUUGGCGUGUGUGCCAAGACGGUCUACCUCCCCAAUGGAGAUAAAUCCAUUGAUAUCAGUGGAAACCAGGCUGCUUCUUAUGUCGCUAUUGUUAUGAUCUACCUCUUUGUUGCUGGUUUUGCCUAUUCUUGGGGUCCUUGUGGCUGGAUCUACCCUGCCGAGAUUUUCCCUCUUCGCAUUCGUUCCAAGGCUACUUCCGUCACCACGGCUGCCAAUUGGCUUUUCAACUUCGUUGUGGGUGAAAUUGUUCCCAUUAUGUUGGUGAGAAUCACCUAUGGUACCUUUAUCUUCUUUGGCGCAUGCUGUGCCAUCAUGGGAGUCUGUGUCUUCUUCUUCUUCCCGGAAACGAAGGGCAAGUCCCUUGAAGAGAUGGAGUUCAUCUUUGGUGAACGUGAAUAUCACCAGUGGGAAAUGGCCACUAGCGAAAAGUAUUAUCAUUAAAUCUUAAAUUUUUUAAUUACGUAUAAAGUUCUGGCCCCAGUGGAUUUGCGAUUUUAAAGCUGUGGGUAGCGUCUGCCUCGGGGAAGGCCAUAUGGUUUUGGAGCGAUAAGGUACCGAUCAUUUCGGGGUUCAAAAGAUACUGCUUGUCAAUUCAAGACAAAGAAGAAACGGAAAAACUCUUGGAACGGAGAACAUUCGCAUCUCUGCCGCUGAAUUGAAAAUGCCAAGCUAUCAAAACAAAAACUGGUUGUAAACAUUGAGGAAAUGAAAUGCAAAAACACUCACCUGCGCUAUAAAAUAGGAUCUUGCAACGCACACCAUUACUUAUCAGUGGCUUUUUUGACAACCGCACACUUCUACAGCCCUUGUGACCCUCCACAUGCUCCUUAGCUUUU